UCCUUUAUGUCCUUCAUUUACAAGUCUCAAUUUCAAUGUGUUUCUCUCUUGUAACCUGGGAACCUGAAUUAUUUUUCUGAACAGGAAUAUAUACAAUCCCCUUUUCUUUCUUCCUUUGUUGUUGUCCUUGAGGAGGAGCCAUGGGAAAGUCCAACCUUCCCACCGUUUCUCAAAGUGAGGAUGACGCUGAAGAAAAUGAUGACAUGGGGAUUGCUGAAAUUGCACCAAAGCUAUUGUUUUGUUCGUCUAUUUCUCUCACAGCUGAAGAGAUGCAAUGCUUAAGCAUGGGGGGCAAUGAAGAUCAGAGUAGAGGAGAGGACAGAAAAGCUUUGAGUAGGGAGGCCAUUGAGGAGAAGAAAACUUGUGAAGAAACAACCUCAGAGGCCAAUAAUUUCUGUAUCUUGCCGACUCCAGCAGAUGGAAAAAGUCAUUCUCAGUGGCAUGGAUUCCUUAAGAAGCUGAAGAAAGGGCAAGCAAUGAGCUUGCAUACAUUUCAUCCCAGCAUACCAGCUCUUCCCUCCAUGAAGAAGACUCCCAAGAAAAGAACAAGGAAGAGUUUGCCCGCUCUGCCUGCUGAAAUGGAUGCAAAUCAUUUAGUACCGUCGUGCUUUGAGACUUCUUGGAAAAAUUUCUCCCUUUCUGAGCUACAGAAAAUCACUGACAACUUUAGUCCUGAAAAUUUGAUUGGGGAGGGAGGUUAUUCAGAAGUAUACAAGGGACACUUGGAUGAUGAGCGGCUAGUAGCAGUUAAGAGACUGAUAAGAGGAAGUCCUGAGGAGAUGACAGCAGACUACUUAUCUGAGCUCGGAAUUUUGGUACAUGUGAACCAUCCCAACAUUGCAAGUGUUAUUGGUUAUGGAGUUGAAGGAGGGAUGCAUCUUGUCCUACCGCUGUCUCCUAAUGGGAGCUUAGCAACUUUGCUCAAUGACCACAAGGAAAAGCUACUUUGGGAAAGUAGAUACAACAUCGCUUUGGGCACUGCAGAGGGUCUGUCUUAUCUUCAUGAAGGGUGUCAGCGAAGAAUUAUCCAUCGAGAUAUCAAGGCUGCUAAUAUUUUGUUGUCACAAGAUUUUGAGCCUCAGAUAUCCGAUUUUGGGCUCGCAAAAUGGCUCCCUGACCAAUGGACUCACCUCACUGUAUCUCAAUUUGAAGGCACAUUUGGAUACCUACCCCCUGAACUCUUCAUGCAUGGAAUUGUUGACGAGAAAACUGAUGUCUAUGCUUAUGGGGUGCUGCUGCUGGAGAUAAUUACAGGCCGCCCUGCUUUGGAUCAAUCCCAUAAUAGUGUAGUGAUGUGGGCCAAGCCUCAUCUGCUCAAAAGAAAUAUUGCCGAGUUGGCUGAUCCAGCAUUUGGGGGAGUGUAUAACAUGGAAGAGAUGAGUCGCAUGGCUAUGGCUGCUUCUUUGUGUAUACAGCAGUCUUCCGCAGAUAGACCUCCAAUGAGCAAGGUCCUGAAAAUGUUAAGAGGAGAAGAGGACACGUUGCAGAUGAAUUCAAAGUUCCAAAAGCGACAUGCUCUUGGGAGGGGAAAUGCGAUGGACGUACUCAACGAACACCUGCUACUUGAUGAACCAUCAAGUUCAACAGAUGAUGCUGCUUAGAUAUAACAGUCACAGACACUGAACCAAACAUUGACCGGUCUCGAGGAUUUCAUUUAUGUAUAUAUCCAUCAUAGAGUACUCUUUGAAAUUCACAGUAUGUACCAAGUUGACUCAAAUCUGGAAGUUUUCGCUCCCUCAAGCCACCAUGAUAUGUCUAUGAAGGUCUGAACGUCUGGAUUCAUUUAUAGGAGAUCAGAAUGAAUAGCAGUGUGUCAUUAAGGAAGGAUUAGACUGGCUUUUGUGCUGCUUCUACUGAUUUUUGAGAUUUCAUUGGCAGAAACAUACUGUAAAAAAGAUACUGUAAAAAAGUUUUUAUAUACGAGUACAUGUUUAUAGGUAGGUCUUUCCAGGCUCUAUGCAAUUAGGAGUAUGUAAUGACAUUUUUAGCUAUUCAUGUUUCAAAAUGUAAAUCUUUAUCAGAUGUGCUUCUUGUAUACACUUAUUUGUACACACUUCAUACACACC
This is a messenger RNA of Cuscuta epithymum, 2066 nucleotides long. The record is from the annotation of a GenBank genome assembly. Lineage: Eukaryota; Viridiplantae; Streptophyta; Magnoliopsida; Solanales; Convolvulaceae.